Molecule: messenger RNA, 3677 nt
Organism: Haliotis rufescens (red abalone)
Lineage: Eukaryota; Metazoa; Mollusca; Gastropoda; Lepetellida; Haliotidae
Product: ATP-dependent RNA helicase DDX51-like
Exons: 16
Coding region: 194-2371 (725 amino acids)
Cellular component (GO): nucleus
Molecular function (GO): ATP binding; nucleic acid binding
Source: RefSeq, a predicted model, not a curated record
AUUUGUCGAAAUAUGAUUGGACGACAGAUUCCCACAAUACGUCAUGCAAGAUGUCUGCGCCCAUGAGGGCAUGCGGAAUUUUGGAAACUGAUAACGAGCAGACGACAAAUACCCACGUUACAAACCAUGUUAUUGAGUUUUGAGUGAAAUUAUACUAUUUUCCCGAGGCAUUUUGAAACAAGAAGACAACACCAUGUCUCUCUUCGCUGUCAGCAGGUUCAUGGGAGAUGAAGGUGAUGAAGAAGAACAUGAAACAACAGACAAAGCCCAGGACAUUCUAGCCCGACUCCAGGCACAGGCAGAGGCAAGACAGCGGAAUAAAGCAUUAGAGGAUGACAAUGUCAGUGCUAAGGGAAAACGGAAACACAGAGAUAGUGAAACACAACAAGAAGACGAUGUGGUGAAAAAAAAGAAGAAGAAGAAAAGGGAUAAAGAUACGGAUCAUUCUGAGCAUGAUAUUCUUGAUGAAACAGACUCAACAUCAAAACAUAAAAAGAAAAAGAAGAAAAGUAAAGAAUUAUCAGAUGAUGACAAUGAUGACAAGCUACACAUAACAAGGAAACACAAAAAGAAAAGGAAAAGAUCGAGUAAGGAAGAGAAGGGUAGUGAUUCUGAUGUGUCAGUGAGUAAUCUAGAGGGUGAAACAAAUAAGGAUAAGACUACAGUUGAGGAGGAGGCAGCGGCUACAGAUGGAGAAGAUGAGGAGCAAGACAAGAUGGAAGCUGAUCCUGUUACCAUGGUGACAUUGGGGGAAGGAGGGCAGGAAAUUGGAGGAUUCACUGUACUUGGAGAUUUCAAGAAGAAAGAGAAAGAGCAAGUACUGCGAGUAUUGCCUGAUUGGCUGGCUAGUCCCGAUGUCAUCAGUGCAGACUUGAGACACAAACGUCUUCCUAUCAACGAGAUGGUUGGCUUAGAUCCACUCCUGGUGGAGAGGCUUGCUGAGAACAAAAUAUCCCAUUUCUUCCCAGUGCAGAUGCAGGUCAUUCCUCAAGUCCUCAAGGUCAUCAAGCAUGGCUGGCUGGUUGGGUCAGGUGGAUAUCGACCUAAUGACAUUUGUGUGUCAGCACCAACAGGAAGCGGGAAGACACUGGCUUUUGUACUCCCCAUUGUGCAGGCCCUGAAACCAAGAGUGGUCCGCAGAGUACGGGCUGUGGUGGUGCUGCCGGUGAAGGAUCUGGCUGUCCAGGUCUACAAGGUGUUCCUGGCCUAUGUCCAUGGCACAGAGCUCAAGGUGGGGCUAGCUGUUGGUCAGAAGACUCUUGUCAGUGAACAACAGACUCUUGUCAUGAAAAAAUUGCGUGGUCACAUAAGCUUAGUGGAUAUCGUCGUGGCAACACCAGGACGACUUGUGGACCACAUCACAAACACAGAAGGCUUUGAUCUUUCUCAGCUGAGAUUUUUGGUUAUAGAUGAGGCUGACCGAAUGAUGGACGAAAUAAAGCAGGACUGGUUAAGCAUACUAGAGGGUGCUGUCUACCACCAAGAUGGCUGUCAACAAGGCUCUAGCUCCAGGGAAAUCCCAGGACCUCUGACAGUUGCAAAUUGUUCAAGACUGCAGAUUCCUCUGCAGAAGUUGUUGUUUUCCGCGACGUUGUCCCAAAACCCGGAGAAGCUGCAACACUUAAAACUGUUCCAGCCUCGAUUGUUUACCUCUGUUGUCAAGGUGACACUGGAUGAGGAGAAGAGGGUUGGUCGAGCUCUUACAGGGGGUGGAGAACAGGAUAGAGAUGAGAACGAGACCUCAGACAUGGCAGCCCCCAGAGGAGAGUUUAUUGGCAAGUUCACCACACCCAUGGGAUUGACAGAGUAUUACCUGCGUGUGUCAGGGGCAGAGAAGCCUCUUGUCAUCCUCCACUUCCUACACCAGCUCAAGUUCCGCCAUGUGCUCUGCUUCACCAACUCCCGGGAAGCCACACACAGGUUGUACCUGCUGGUGAAGGAGUUUGGCGGUGUGCGGGUACAGGAAUACUCCUCCAGUCUCUCUGCCAACAAGAGGAACAGGAUGAUCAAUGACUUCUCCGCCAACAAGGUGGACCUACUAAUCUGCUCCGAUGCGAUGGCUCGUGGUAUGGAUGUAGAGAAUGUCAAGUAUGUCAUCUCAUACGACACCACGACCCACAUCAAGACAUACAUCCACCGUGUUGGUCGGACAGCUCGGGCCGGCAAAGUGGGAACAGCCUUGACCUUCCUGGAGAAUAAGGAGGUGUAUCACUUCAAAAAGAUGGUGCAGGAAGCAGGAAAGACCAGCAUCAAGGAGAUGGAGAUAGACAAAGAGGCAUUAUCACCCCUGGUUCCACAAUUCCAGGUGGCGUUGAAGCAACUGCCACAACUUCUUAUGGAAGAGAAAAGAAAGAAGAAACAGAAAGGCUGAGCAAGACUGAGAAUAAAUCAAUGGUGACAAGUUUCCUGUGCCACAGUCAUGACAGUAUGAUGUACUGAUAACAUAAAUCACAUGACAUGAACAUAGUUUAACAGUAGUAUGUGGACCUAAACUAAAUGUCUUCACAAAAAACAUCAGACCAUCAUCAUGAUAGACCAUAUGUUUAAAAAUAUUUACUACUAAUUACUGAUAUGCCAGGAUAAGUUGGGUUGUGAUCUGACAAUUAACCCUGUAUGACUGUAUUAUGUCGGCUGGCGCAUACCAUUGUAAAGAAAGGGGUAGCAGGUGGUCCGCAACAAGUAUUUCGAUGGAUAUGUUAGUGUGCUGUCUUGGCUAACAAGUUGUGACACUGACCUCUUAAUUGUCUUGUGACCAACAUAGUCAAUGUCACUGUCAUAACUUGCAAGUGCACAACAUGCGUAGACCCUCCCUACCUGCAACAAAGCAAAUAUGUUUGCCCAAAUUCUGUGCACAGCCUACUUAUCUCCAAUACAUUUUGUGAGGUGGUUCAACUUAUCCUGGAUUACCAGUAGAACCUGAAGGAUAGGCAACUCAAUUGUAAGCAGUUGAAAGUUCAGUGAACAAUGGUGUAGGAAAUAAAACUGAAUUCCUUAAUUGGACUGCCUCAACAUGUUUCACUAAGGCGUCCUGAUACUUAACACUGCCCUCCCAUUUGUCUACCUUUCUUACGGUAAGUGGAAUGGAAUUGCUGAUCAGAGAGACUUAGAUGAGCUUAUAUCAUGUCGGCUGCGCACACCAUUAACCACGGGUGGAUUGAUAUGUAUCUCCUCUCCAUUGUAUAAAACUGAAGACAUCUCUGCCCUUAAAACAAAAGGAAGUUCACAUCCAAGACAGAAAUGUCAGUCUAAACACUCAACAAAAAACAGUCUUAUAAAACAUGUCUUUAUGUUCAUACAAACAUUGGUUGUCAUGAUUGUAUUUAAAAUGGCAGCUUCAUAUAGUUUCAUCUCUGCAUUUCAAUCUGUAGUACAUAAUACAAUGAGUUUGUAUUAUAAACCUUCAUCUCUCAUUAUACAAAUGCAAAGUACGAAAUCGUUUUCUACAUUUGAUGUAAAUAUCUUGUUUCGUUUGUACAUAACAAUUUGCAUAUAAAUAUUAAAAGGUAUAGCUUGCAAUAUAAUGUUUUUGUUGUGUUUGAAACCUACUUGAUUAGAUAUAUAAUAUUUCAGUAUUUUGUUUCAUAUUAAAUUUUGUGAUUUGUUUUUUCAAUAUGAGACAUAACUCACCCUUACCUAGGAGAAGUACCUUUACCAGUUUGGUGAAACCCAUGGACACA